Molecule: messenger RNA, 1340 nt
Organism: Coregonus clupeaformis (lake whitefish)
Lineage: Eukaryota; Metazoa; Chordata; Actinopteri; Salmoniformes; Salmonidae
Exons: 6
Coding region: 528-977 (149 amino acids)
Source: RefSeq, a predicted model, not a curated record
AACAAAGGUGAUCCCGCGGCUUAACCCAGUAAAUUACGGCAUACAGUAAAUUACAGUUACGGCGUCCGUAUACAUUAUAAUCGGUCUGCAUAACCUCAAUCGGAAUCAAAAUGUAGACCUAAAAUCUAAACAUCUCCGCUCCACCCCCCAAAAUACAAUAUAUUUUUGUAACGGGUGGACAGACUUUGCCCUGCUUGUUUUGUGUUGGUGGCCAGAGCCACGUAAUUGGAACCAGUGGAGCGAGAGGGGCGAACAACCACAGGCCAUACUGCUGACUUCCUGGUCUGGAGCCCUGGUGCGUUUACUUUAAAGGGACAGAUUUAGAACGACUGGGACCAAACCUGUUAUUUCACAGGCGCUGGCCACACAGGCCCCCGUGGCUGUCUGAUGCAAUAGUCUUUCUCUCUCCCUCUGUGUGUGUUUUUCUGCACCAUGGAGUAAAUCAGGUCAAAUUGGACUGCAGCGAGAGAGACGGUGACACGCUUUGAGCUGUGGUCGUUUCACAUGUCAUAGAUGAUUGCAAUCACAUGUACCUAAGGGGGAAGGAUGGCCAGCCACACGGGAGGGUGAUUUUUACUAAGGAGGAGAAGAAGGCCGUGCUAACCGAGAUGCAUGCUGGCCAUUUCGGAGUGAAGCGCAUGAUUGCCAAAAUCAACCUACGCUUCUUCAAGGAUGUGGACAGCUGGGUCAUUCGGGCGAAUUACUUCAUUUGGAAGAAUGACGAAAUGAAGGCGAGACCUAUGAAACCUCGCUCCUCUUUCGCUCCUAGCUGGGGUCACCACCAGUUAAGGGUUACCUCUGUGGAAGCCAACAAUAUUCUCCAGUUGGACGGUCAACCACUGAAAGCACUGACGCCCUACACUUCAGUGAAGCCCAUGAGACAGUAUGUCAAGGCUAACCACAGGGUCACGGGACCAUCCCUUACCUCCCUCAUAAACCCCGCUGACGUAAAGAAAUUACAGACAGGUCCCCUUUAACUCUGCUUCUGUUCUCCAGGACCUAGGGGUUCUGCCCAACACCCAGACGUCGAUCCACCUGAUGUCCUCCAUUACCAACCACCUUCUAACUUUUCAUUACAUCAUCUACAGCUACUGUUAUUGUCAUGUUGUCAUUAUCUGCUAAGAAAGUUUGGGAAGGGCAGCUUAAAAUUUUAUUUAUUUAUUUAUUUAUUUUAUUUAUUUAAAAUAAAAACAUGCCAGCCAGACAAGCCAGUGUAUGAAUCAAAUAGAUUUGCAUAUGAAUGGAGUGGAAAUUAGCUGACUGUGAUCUGUAAGGUAAGUAACAUUAAUGUGUCAAGCAGAUUACAUGUUUUCUUUGAUAUUUCCUAAACAUAGCAACGU